AUGAACAAACAAGAGCAACAUAUCUAUGCCUAUGAUCAGUCCUUUGUCCUCACCGGCAUAUCGUAUCAACAUUCUAAGAGUCGUUCCCUUCGUUACCUUCAGGAGGACUGUCUUGCUGGGGUUUAUUGCCAAGACGAACAUCCCACAGACGAAAUCUGUUUGUUUAAGGACCAAGUGAACAUAGUCGAGCCCAUCCCGACGUCGGACUCCAAUGACAUGUCUGAGUCAGCCUCAGGUGGUGGUCAAUAUGAGAAGCCUAUCGGUGGUCCAUGCUAUGUCAAAGGCAAGCUUCUAACGGGAUGCCAAUGCAAGACCGACGACGUUGUCUUUUACGCGGACAUAUUCGGGGAGGUCAACGGUGCGGUGUGCGCAAACAAGUGCCAAAAUGUGAGCAGCUGUCCCGAGCUUCCUACUAAGACGGUAAAAUGCCAACCUUACCCGGCAUGCUUCAUCCAAUGCGUUUCGGACAAGGACUGUCCUGCUGGGGGUUAUUGUCAAGACGACAAUCCCACAGGCAGAAUCUGUAUGUUUAAGAACCAGUAG
Messenger RNA from Perkinsus marinus ATCC 50983, 543 nucleotides. RefSeq lists its product as hypothetical. The record is from RefSeq and is a predicted model, not a curated record. The transcript is spliced from 6 exons. Lineage: Eukaryota; Perkinsozoa; Perkinsida; Perkinsidae. Bases 1 to 543 code for a protein of 180 amino acids.